Messenger RNA from Neoarius graeffei (lesser salmon catfish), 2489 nucleotides. RefSeq lists its product as uncharacterized. The transcript has 3 exons. Gene Ontology annotation, molecular function: zinc ion binding. The record is from RefSeq and is a predicted model, not a curated record. Lineage: Eukaryota; Metazoa; Chordata; Actinopteri; Siluriformes; Ariidae. Bases 78 to 2330 code for a protein of 750 amino acids.
AUGUGCAAGCAGUGGCUCCUCAUUUCAGAGAAAACAAAGCUCAGUCUCUCUUUCUCUCAGUGUGUGAGUUCAAGAAAAUGGCCGAAGCCAGUAUUUCAAUAGAUCAGGACCAGUUCCUCUGUUCAGUGUGUCUGGAUCUACUGAAGGAUCCAGUGACGAUCCCCUGUGGUCACAGUUUCUGUAAGGUGUGUAUUAAUGACUGCUGGGAUCAGGAUGAUAAGAGCGGAGUUUAUCGCUGUCCUCAGUGCAGAGACACUUUCACUCCAAGGCCUGUUCUACGCAGAAACAACAUGCUGGAUGAAGUGGUGGAGAAACUGAAGAAGAAGAAGACUGAAGUCCAAGCUGCUUCUCCUGCUCACUGUUACGCUGGACCUGGAGAUGUGGAGUGUGAUUUCUGCACCGGGAGAAAACACAAAGCCAUCAAGUCCUGCCUGAUGUGUCUGGCCUCCUUUUGUGAAACUCAUCUGAAACCUCACUAUGAAGUUCCUUCCUGGAAAAAGCACAAGUUAGUUGAAGCUUCUGGAAAUCUGCAAGAGAAGAUCUGCUCUGAGCAUGAUGAAGUGUUGAAGCUCUACUGUCGUACUGACCAAAGCUUCAUCUGUUGUCUGUGUAUGACGGAUGAACACAAAAGCCACGACACCGUCUCAAUUAAAGCAUACAGAAGUGAAAAACAGAAUUUUGUGGUGAAAGAAGCUCCUCUCCAAGGAACGAAGAUGCAGAGAUUCAGCACUCAACAGGCAUUGGAAAUGAUCCUGGAUGGAGCUGACCCUGGCGAAUCGGAUGGAGAAGACAUCAAUCUCCAGGUGGAUUCAGACUCCGAGCUGUCUCAGUCUUCAGAUGAGGAGAGUGCUCCCCAACCAACAAAGAGAGCUCGGCUAGCGACUGAUGUGGCAGAGACUGCAAAAGAUGGCACAGUAUGGCAUGAAGAACAGGUGGGAACGGGUCCACAUUUCACCCCACCAACGCCAUACAGCGCAGAUGGAGAGCCAACCGCUAAGGCCAGGAGGUCAAUCACAAGUCGCCUUCAGAGCUUCCUUUGUUUCAUCACUCUGGACAUGCUUGGCAUCAUACGAGACUGUACAAUUCAACAUGCGAAGCAAACUGAGCAUGUGGAUUGGUUCAUGGGCAUACCUGAACUAAUGGCAUUUAUUUCCAUCACCAUCAUGAGGGGAAUCAUCAAGGUGCCAUCACUGCAUGACUGCUGGUCGAAAAACCUGGGAAACCCACACAUCAUCGAAACCAUGUCCCGAGGGCGUUUCAAAAACAUCAUGCAUCACCUGCACUUUGAUGACAGAGACACCCGCAGCGAGCGAGUACAGACUGAUAGGUUUGCUGCAAUUUCAAACAUAUGGGGAUUGUUUGUCACCAACUGCAUCACAUCCUACAUCCCUGGUCAACACAUCACCAUUGACGAACAACUUUUCCCGUGCAAGACUCGCUGCUGUUUCCUACAGUACAUUGCAUCUAAACCAGACAAGUUUGGUAUCAAGUUUUGGGUGGCGUGUGACUUGAAAACCAAAUACGUCUGCAACAUCCUCCCAUAUCUUGGCAAGGACCCCACUCGGCCUCCUGGGGAGAGAGUGUCUGAGAGUGUAGUCAUGAGGCUGAUGGAACCAUUCUUGGACAAGGGCAGAAAUGUUACCACAGACAAUUUCUUUACAUCACUGUCACUUGCAAAACGACUACUUAGCCGGAAUUCAACCAUCCUCGGCACAGUCAACAGGAUUCGCCAAGAAAUUCCACCAUCAACUCGACAGAUGCACCGCGAUGAAUUUACCACCCAGGUAUUUUCAUCCACUGGUGCCACACUGACUGUGUAUGCGGCCAAGCGGAAGAAGACAGUAUAUGUUCUCAGCAGCAUGCACAGCACGAUUCAGACACAGGAAACCGCCAAAAAGAAGCCAAACACCAUCACACUCUACAACACAACAAAGUGCGGCGUCGAUAUCAUGGACCAGAUGGUGCGGGAAUACACUGUCCGCGCAGGAACAAGGCGCUGGCCAAUAUCAGUGUUCUACAACAUGAUAGACAUUGCAGCACUGAAUGCCCACGUGCUCUAUCAAUUAUGCACUGGGAGAAAGGAAAGACGGGUGGAUUUCCUGUUUGAACUGGCAAGAGAGUUGGCUCACUCCCACGUGGGUAUGAAAAAGGUCCAAAAGGAGCAAUUGCUUCAGCAACAACCCUCCACACCACAAUUCGGACAAAGAGCCAAGUGUCAGGCUAAAAUCAAAUGCAAGGACAAUCGUGCAACUGUGCGCUGUGUUGGCUGUUAUAAAUAUACAUGUGGGAAAUGCAGAAAGGAGCAAUGGCUGUGCCAGAAUUGUGAGUGACUGCUCAAAUGUAUUUCACUCAUUUGCAUUCUUUGUAAAUAUGCUUUUUUCUUUGUAAAUAUAUUUUUUCUAUUUUUGGCACACAAAAAUAACAGUUACUUCUGCAAAAACUUUCCACACGAAAACUGGGAAAACAGUUGCUUUUUCAUUCAUUGUAAA